Candidula unifasciata is the source of this 274-nucleotide messenger RNA. NCBI's taxonomy places the organism in Eukaryota, Metazoa, Mollusca, Gastropoda, Stylommatophora, Geomitridae. The record is from the annotation of a GenBank genome assembly.
CUUGUGUGUUCCGUGGGUGGCUGUUGUCAAGCUUGUGACCCCACCUUUCAAACCUCAGGUAACUUCAGACACAGACACCCGCUACUUCGAUGAAGUGUUCACGGGUGAGCCAGUCAACAUCACGCCUCCAGCAGGUGGGGCCCCUCAGCAAGCACUGAUGCCCAUUGCUGAAGAAAUGGAGACCUUGCCUUACUUUGAACAGUUCAGCUACCAUGGAAGUCGGGGCAGCCUGGCCAGCAGUAGGAUGAGCUUUGAGACAGCCUGGAACUUGUAG